Molecule: messenger RNA, 2603 nt
Organism: Cyprinodon variegatus (sheepshead minnow)
Lineage: Eukaryota; Metazoa; Chordata; Actinopteri; Cyprinodontiformes; Cyprinodontidae
Gene: ankrd34c
Product: ankyrin repeat domain-containing protein 34C-like
Exons: 2
Coding region: 310-1902 (530 amino acids)
Molecular function (GO): protein binding
Source: RefSeq, a predicted model, not a curated record
AUCCUUGAGUGCGCAGUGAAAGGAAUACUCCCCAUUGGACUGAUGUAGCGCGCCUCCGCAACAAAAAGCCACACAAGCUCGUCAUCAUUUGCUCAUGGUGACAGAUAGGGAAGGCGCACAGUAACCUAAACCAGGACGCAUUUGAUUGGGAGCUGCAGAAUAAGAGCUAAAGUUUGUGUUUUGGAUCAUUUCUCCCUCCGCAUGUACCAUCCCUGUUUGAUGGCACCGCGCUCUCUGAGCAUGGAGAGACUCUUCUCUGAGCAGAUCUGUAAGCUGUAGGAUCAAGAGGACCUGCAACAGGUUGGAGAAAUGGCAGACAUUCUGGAGCUGCGCACAGAUGGGAACUCUCUCCUGAAGGCAGUGUGGCUCAGACGAUUAAGACUCACCAGGCUUCUGCUGGAAGGAGGCGCAUACAUCAAUGAGAGCAAUGAGCGGGGAGAGACGCCACUCAUGGUGGCCUGUAUGUCGAGACACUCUGACCAGCAAAGCGUGAGCAAGUCAAAGCUUGUCAAAUAUCUAUUGGACAACCAAGCGGACCCAAACAUACAGGACAAGGCGGGCAGGACGGCUCUAAUGCAUGCCUGCAUCCAUAAAGCUGGGCACGAGGUGGUGGAUCACCUGCUGAGCAACGGUGCUGAUCCAAGUCUGGAGGACAGGAGUGGGGCCUCGGCUCUGGUCUAUGCCAUCAAUGCAGAUGAUAAGGAGACAUUAAAAUUACUUUUGGAUGCAUGCAAAGCUAAAGGAAAAGAGGUCAUUAUAAUAACGACAGACAAGUCACCAUCUGGCACUAAAACCACCAAACAGUAUCUAAAUGUGCCCCCAUCUCCAGAGCUGGUUGAGAGGUCGUCUCUAGAGUACUGCACCACUCCCUCUGACAUCAGUAUCACUGCGUCUCCUACAUCUGAGCAAGAGGAACAAAACACUGUAUUUAAUUUCCAGACGAAGCUAAAAACGUCCGUCUCUGCAACAAAGCUCACAAAUGGGCCCACAUCUCCAACUCGCCGGCCGGUAAACCCGAAACGGGCGCGUUUGCCUCAGCUGAAGCGGCUGCAAUCAGAGCCCUGGGGCCUGAUUGCUCCCUCUGUCCUGGCUGCAGCUGCUGCCUAUGAGGAGAGCAAGAAAGCCAGCUCUGAUGAGGAUGUAGUUGCUGGGGUGAACGGCCUCUCUCUGAAUAGGAGAGCUGCUCUGUCCCGGCAGAGCAGCGUGGAUGGGAAGGACAGCUUAUUCCCGCUGGUGGGUGACCAGCCGUGCAAAAUGACAACCUCCUUAUCAGUCCCUCCAACUUCUAAGCCUUCAUACGAGAGAUCUCUGGGACAGCACCAGCCUCUGGCUCGGCGCAGUACUGUGCCCACAGAGCAGGAGAGCGGCAGCAGCUGCGGCAGCGGACAAGUCAGCCUCAGAGAGACGUUGCACAGAAGACGUCUAGGAAACGAUCACUAUGACUCAGACUCGCAGCUCUACUCAGACUCUGCCAUGUUAGACUCUCCUAAAGUCCCAGUGGAGCGAAGGAAACUAAACACUUCUCCACUUGCAAUGCUCACCAGUUCCAGAGAAUCGCUUGACAGCAAUGCAAGCACAUCAUCUCCAAGCACGGCACGAAGGCGCGCACCUGGACUCCUGGAAAGGAGGGGCUCCGGCACGCUACUGUUGGACUACAUCUCGCACACUAGGCCUGGCCACCUGCCCCCCCUAAACGUCAACCCAAACCCACCCAUUCCUGAUAUAGGGGCCAGUAACAAGCCCUCUUCACCUCUUUCAACAGGUAUAAAAUCCAUAGCCCCAGUAGCACCAAACACACCAAAGACAGGAGGUCUAAAGACAAAGAAGAAACUUGUGAGAAGGCACUCUAUGCAAGUGGAGCAGAUGAGGCAGCUUUAUGAUUUUGAGGAGCCUCCUCAUUAGUUAGUUAUGGCGUUAAUGCAGCAAAUACCGGGGUAGUAAAUAUGAAAGCACCCUAUAAUACCAGGAAGUACAUCCAUAGCCUCAGCUGUUUCCACACACGGUUAUCUAGAUGUUGAAAAAUGUAUAAUUUAUUACAAAUAAAUCAACAUAAAUAUAUAUCGAACAAGCAAUAUAGAUAUUUUUCCCUGUGUUACACUCAGCUUAAGGAUCAUCUUUGGACUUUACAACAUCUCCUGUAUAUGUAUUAUUUUUGAAUGUAAAGGCCAAGAUGUGGUACCUUUGUUCUCAGAACCUCUUUUACAUGAUUGUGUAAUAUGUAGGCAACAUACCAGGGUUAAUUUGUAGCCAGCAGGCCACUUGGGUGCACUUUGUGCAUAAAAAAUGAGUGUCUUUAACGGAAUUUUGGUGGACAAGACAAAGGAGUGAUGCAGUUCUCUGAGAUGUAGCUUUGCGAGGGUUGAAACCUGACUGUUUGUAGCAAUUUUGUACAAAGUGCCUUCAAGAGAAAGAAACGAAAGAGAAAUGAACAUAUAUAUUUAUUAUAUGAAGGCAGUUUAAUUUAUGUUUACAAACUUUAAAAGGAUAUUUCACAAUUUUGGAAGCGAGAUUCUGCUGAAAGGGUAGAAGUAGUUAUUAUCUGACUAGCACCUGAUAAUUGUCGAGAUGUCUUUGAUUAGUGCGAAUAGAGAUUUUUCUGUUUA